AUGAGUAAUAUUGUAACGCGGAAAGGGCCCAUAGGGGACGAUAGUAAGAAGCACGCAGAUAGUCCUGUAAAAGAUAUGAAAAAGAAAAUGGCUGUUAAUGCUGAAAAAGAAAAACUGGCAGCUGAAAAAAGCGCAGAAAAGAAUACGAAAGCAGCAGAGAAAUCCAGCCAAAACGCAAAAGAUAAAUCUACAGAUAAAAUUGUAGAGAAGAAAGAAAAACCUACAGAGAAACCUGUAGACAAAAAGGAUAAACCUACUGAGAAAAGUACCGAGAAAGUUGCAGAAAAGAAGGCGGAUAAAGUAGAGAAGAAAGAGGAAUCAGUAGAAAAAACUGACAAGAAGGAGCCUGUUGAAAAGAAAGAAGCCCCGGUGGCUCAGGUUGAGAAAACGAAAGAAGAUGCUAAAGAGAAUGGAAAGGCGGAGACCCCAGACAAAAAGAAGGAUUCCAAAGCUAAACAGAACGGUGCACGAGUUAACGGGGAACCGGUUGAUGGUGUUAGUUCCGAGGAAGAAGAUGACCAGAUGUUCCCAGAACUGGCAUAUGAGGACUCUGAUAUUGAGUGCUUCGAACCUCCGACUCCUGAGGGACCCAGUCGAAGCUAUACCCGCAGAUCACAGGUGAAAACAAGUCGUACGCCUGAAACGCCGCGCCCCGCGUCCGUGAAACAAGGGGACAAGGAUUACGUGCCUGAAGACUCAAAGGAGACGAAAUUGCUAAAACUCAAAGAUGACGUCUCUGAUCGUAAACUGCGUUCGUCGGAUUCUCCAAAAAGACAAGACAAAACAGAGAAGGCAGAACCUAAACAAGACAAAAAUGACAGUGUGUGCGACAAGGAUGACAAGAAUGACAAUAAGAUUGAUGAAAAAAUUGAAAUCUCUAUCGAGGUGGAAAGUGAGGAGAGCGCGCGCAAGCCGGACACGAAUUACUCCAAGUCGCGCGUCAAGGUGUCGCCCUAUCGCCGUAGCAUGCGUCUCACCACUCCCGCUGACGUCACGCAGACUUCGCUGCUCGCCAACUAUACUGGUAACAACACAACGAUGGAAAUGGACAUAACAGAGCCGUCUCUAAUGAUUGAGGAGCCCUCGACAUCUGAGAGUCCGUACUUGAGUGGUCUACGCAACAUUCGCGGGAGGAGGUCAUACAAACCACUCAAGGAGAUGACUCUGAGGAACAUAGGAGUUAAUACCAGCAUCCGGUCUACUAGUAGUGCUUCAGUUUCAGAAACUCGUCCCACAGGUACUGUGGUAGGUCGUAAGAGGAAGCCGGAUGCGGAAGAAGCGCAAGAGGCCCACGAGGCUAGGGGCAAACGUGCCAGAAUUCUGGAACGUUUGGGAGGGUUCACUAGACCUUUCCGCUUUACGACGUCCGCUUCAGAAAGGCUUUGCGUUGAGAGUACCGCAGAGAUAGUUGGUAUAAACACGGAUCUGCCACUGUCAGCGCCGGUGAUAGCGGCCGAGACUUUCGAUCCUGAGUCCCUCAAACACUCCACUUCGCUCCCGGCUGCGCCUGCGCCUGCACAAGCGCACAGGGACAAACGAUGUGCUAUUAUGUAA
Messenger RNA from Pieris macdunnoughi, 1554 nucleotides. Lineage: Eukaryota; Metazoa; Arthropoda; Insecta; Lepidoptera; Pieridae. The record is from the annotation of a GenBank genome assembly.